Protopterus annectens (West African lungfish) is the source of this 894-nucleotide messenger RNA. RefSeq lists its product as uncharacterized. NCBI's taxonomy places the organism in Eukaryota, Metazoa, Chordata, Ceratodontiformes, Protopteridae. Gene Ontology annotation, molecular function: nucleic acid binding. The transcript has a single exon. The record is from RefSeq and is a predicted model, not a curated record. The annotation marks the transcript as partial. Gene Ontology annotation, biological process: DNA integration.
AUGAAAGCUGUGCCGCAGAUGGUGUCUCCCCGCAUUCAGAGAUGGGCUGUAACCUUGAGAGCUUAUGAAUAUGAGAUUGUUUAUAAGCCAGGGACACACCAUAGCAAUGCGGACGCGCUGAGCCGUCUGCCGCUACCGGGGCAUCUCAAGGAAGAGGAAACGGAGGACCGAGUGUUGAUGAUGGAGGACAUUACGUUGGUGUCCGCAAAGGAACUGAGUGAAUGGACACGAAAAGACCCGGUGCUAGCUAGAGUGUUUCAGUGGGUCCAGCAAGGCUGGCCAAUCCAGAAAACUGAUCCAGGUUUUCGACCUUAUGAGGUGAGGAAAACAGAGCUGAGUGUGCAAGCUGGAUGUGUGUUGUGGGGGGCACGAGUGAUAAUUCCACCCCCAGGAAGACGUGCACUUUUACAGCAAUUGCAUCAAGGUCAUGUGGGCAUAACCCGAAUGAAGGCCUUAGCACGAAGUUAUUUCUGGUGGCCCAAGUUGGACCACGACAUUGAAGUCGCUGUGAAAGAGUGUAACACCUGUCAAGAACAUCGUAACUUACCUGUGGGGGCACCACUACACCCAUGGGAGUGGCCGAGUAGACCUUGGCAGAGACUGCACAUAGAUUAUGCCGGCCCUUUCUUAGGGGCAAUGUUUUUGAUAAUCAUGGAUGCCCAUUCUAAAUGGAUGGAUGCCUAUCCAGUCAAAACACCCACUUCUACCACUACCAUUGAAUGCCUAAGGAAGAGUUUCAGUAACCAAGGACUACCAGAGACUAUUGUAUCAGAUAAUGCUUCAUGUUUCACGAGUGAAGAGUUCAAGGGGUUUCUGGAAAAAAAUGGCAUCGUACAUGUCACAUCGGCACCAUACCAUGCAGCUUCAAAUGGUUGUGCUGAAAGGGCUGUCCAG